This is a messenger RNA of Patiria miniata (bat star), 2232 nucleotides long. Its product is annotated as neo-calmodulin-like. Bases 356 to 799 code for a protein of 147 amino acids. The record is from RefSeq and is a predicted model, not a curated record. Gene Ontology annotation, molecular function: calcium ion binding. NCBI's taxonomy places the organism in Eukaryota, Metazoa, Echinodermata, Asteroidea, Valvatida, Asterinidae. The transcript has 6 exons.
GCAUGAAUGUGCAAAGUCCACACAAUAAUCGUGUGUUCCGUCUACAGCCUGUAGUACAGGCAAAGUGUUGUACAUGUAGUACGUUGGCUACAACGACUCAUACAUCCCCUUGAAAAAUCUCGGACUUCAACAACUCAUCUACUGCUUUUUGGAAAAUCCCGAAUCGGCCAUUGGAAGGCAACUAAAUCACCAGGAGGAAUCGAACACGGGAUUACUUUCUCUUGGCACAAGGUUACUCGAGUUAGUUUAAGAUUAAAGUCAGUGAGUACAUACAGUGCCCAACUGACGCUGAUUUUUCGAUUCAUUGGCCCGUUCUGACUCAGUAUAAGAAGCUGUCACGAAUCUCAUUCCAGCAAUGGGGGGAUCACCAAGUUCUGAGAAAAACAAAGUUUACAAGAAAGAAUUCAGCAAAUACGACAAGAACAGAGACGGCAGGAUGAACACAAAUGAGCUGCGUGCAUUGUUGAGGGCGCUGAAUCGAAACCCCACAGAGACUAGCCUGAAGAAGAUGAUGGCAGACAUCGAUGAAAACAAGAAUGGCUCCAUUGAGUACGACGAGUUCGUUAAGCUAAUGAACAGACUAGACGGUGAAAUUAGCCGUGAGUUAGCACCAACUUUCGAAAAGCAUGACAAAGACAACAGUGGAUUCAUCAGCGCCGAUGAGCUGGAUGCAGUGUUUCAAGAAAUGGGGAUCGAGUUGACUCCGGAAGGACUGCAGGCCGAGAUCAAGAGCGUGGAUCUGGAUGGUGACGGUAACCUUAGUUUCCAAGAAUUUAAGAAAUUGAUUGGGCGCAUCUAAGCAAGAUAAGAAUAACAUAUAGGUGGAGUUCUCGGAAUCACAGCUGCAAAUGUCCCAAGAGGCGAUCUGUGGUCACGUGAUCCAAGAUGGUGGCUGGUGUACUCAACAUUUAGUAUGAUAGUUACAGGAUGUGCGAGGUGCUGAAACAGCUCGUGAUCUGAUUUUAUAACUACAUGUUUACUAUUUUUACGAAAGUCUUGAAGGGGUCGACGAAAAUAAAGAAGUUAUUAAGUAAACAAACAGUUAUAACCUGCAAUUCAGGAAGUGGAAGGGGCGGUCUGGUGCCCACUCCUCUCACUACAAAACUCCACAGUUCGGGAUUUAUCACUGGCUAAGUUGAACCUAACAAUUAAAAUUAAUCUGAAAUAAAAAAGGUGUGCAGUAUAGGGAUUUUUAAUUUAGCUUGUGUAUAUAAUAACAGUAACAAGUAAAAGUAAAAUGCUAACAGUUGACGUAACUUUAAUAAUUAUCACUACUUUUUAUAUUUAAAAGGUCCCUCGAUAUAAGACUCUUAUGGAAUAUCGACCUUUAUAUCACGGACGUUGCUUGAAAUAUGAAUGUGGGGGGGGGGGGGGGUUGACCACCUAUGUGCCGAUAGACCAUUUCGAACAGAAACGUUUCUGUUGAUAAAACAACAACAACAACAACAACUUAACACCCCCCCCAAAAAAAAAGCACUUCUUUGGAAUCGAGUUAUAAUUAACACAUUCUGCAGCAGAGAGUAAGCAAAAUCAUUAGAAAAAUGUAAUAAUCAAAAUACAAGAAGAAGAAUCAUCUAUAGCUUUGAUGUGAUUUCCGACCGUCCAUCGACUUUAUUCGUAAUUAUCGACGAUGACAACAUGAUGCACUAUCAGAGAAAUGAAGUUUGAGAUGCAUUUGCAACACAGUUGGCAGUUGUCCAGCACUGUUUUGAUCAGAACGCAAUGAAUUUAUUUGAUACAACAAUGAAUGCGAGCAGAACCGUGACGUCAUAUUGCACCUUUCAAUCUCUUCAGGGCGAUUACAUGUAAUUCCCUUAGAUGUUCUUUGUUUCUAACUACAUAAACCGAGCUAUAUAUCAUUUCUUUGGCAGAUGUAUCAGUGCAGUAUUUCAAACUCUGUAAGUACAAAAAUAUUCGAUGUUUGGCUAAAUAAGAGCGUAGCACGGAAUGUUUUUCAGUAUCAAGUUGAAUGGUACAUGAUUUGAGAGGAAUAUUGACAUAAUUAUGUUUUUAAAAAAUUAUAAUGAUUUUAGUAAACUGUAGAAUCAUCUAACUAUUUUGGGGAAUGAUCUUUAAGUAAUCCAAAAGUACAUGUUUACAUAUUGUUAACUACCUGUUGUGCACAGCGCCCUCUAUAGACCUUCAGGCAUUCAAAUACUGAGCAGUAGUUUUGUGUUGUUUUUAUAAAGUACUAUAGUGCCGUUGUAAUAUAAAAUUUGGACUUCCACGAAA